AUGGCCAAGCUUAGCAACCUCUCUAUCAAUAUCCCAUUACUUAAAGUGAUCCAAGAGAUCCUGAGAUAUGCUAAGCUUAUGAAGAAAUUGAUGUCAAAGAAGAAGCUUAUCGAAGGUGACACGAUCGAAGUCACCCGUGGUUGUAGUGCUAUCAUGAGUAGCAAAAUUAUGAAAAAGAAGGAAGACCCUAGAGCUUUUACCAUCCCUUGCACCAUUGGAACGCAUAUGUUUUCAAAAGCUAUAUGCAACCCCGGUGUAAAUAUAAACCUCAUGCCUUUUGUCAUUUACAAAAAGCUCAUGUUGGACACCCCAAAUCCAACAUCUAUGAGAAUUUUAAUGGCGGAUCGAUCUAUUAAGAGGCUGGUCAGGAUUUUGUUUGAUGUUCUAGUCAAAGUGGACAUAUUUAUACUUCCAGAAGACCUCAUCAUUUUAAAUUGUGAAAUGGACCAAGAGGUUCCCAUCAUUCUUUCUCAACCUUUCUUAGCCACUGAAAGAGCCACUGUUGACUUUCGGUGA
This is a messenger RNA of Capsicum annuum, 516 nucleotides long. RefSeq lists its product as uncharacterized. The record is from RefSeq and is a predicted model, not a curated record. The transcript has a single exon. Lineage: Eukaryota; Viridiplantae; Streptophyta; Magnoliopsida; Solanales; Solanaceae. Bases 1 to 516 code for a protein of 171 amino acids.